AUGAAACCAAUCGUGAUAUCAGGCCCAUCAGGAGGAGGUAAGAGUACCGUGAUUGCAAAAGCAAUGGAAGAAUAUCCUAAUGGUUUUGCAUUUGCAAUUUCACAUACGACACGAAAACCACGGCCUGGAGAGGUUAAUGGAAAGAAUUAUUGGUUUGUAACCGAGGAAAAAUUUAAGGAAAUGAUCAAAGAUAAUGAAUUCUUAGAGUAUGCAACUUUUGGUGGCAAUAUGUAUGGGACAUCGAAGAAGGCAUUGGGCGAUGUAUCGAAAGCAGGAUGUGUAUGCAUCCUAGAUGUAGAACUUCAGGGCGUUCGAAGUAUACACAAAUGUGGAUUGGAUGCAAAAUAUAUUCUGAUCAGGGCGCCAAGUCUAGAAAUAUUGGCUGAGUUAAAAGUCACUGUCAGCCUGAUUUACUGGAUUUGUUCUGACUUGUUUCUGGACUUGUUUGCGGAAAUACAAAUUUUUGCCAUAAAUAAAUUAAGAUAUCAGGAGCAGCGCUUGCGUGCUCGCAAAACAGAGACUGAAGAGUCUCUAAAAAAACGAAUGAAACAUGCAGAAGACGAUUUAAAUGCUGUGGAUGCCGAGCCUGGUUUAUUUGAUUUUGUGAUAAUAAACGAUGAUUUCGAACGGGCCUAUAAUGAUUUUAUAAAGGCUAUUGAAGAAGAAUUAGCCGAACUCAUGUCUCUUAAACACGGAGUUAAAACACAUUAA
Messenger RNA from Acanthocheilonema viteae, 711 nucleotides. Lineage: Eukaryota; Metazoa; Nematoda; Chromadorea; Rhabditida; Onchocercidae. The record is from the annotation of a GenBank genome assembly.